Molecule: messenger RNA, 753 nt
Organism: Mercenaria mercenaria
Lineage: Eukaryota; Metazoa; Mollusca; Bivalvia; Venerida; Veneridae
Exons: 4
Coding region: 181-753 (190 amino acids)
Source: RefSeq, a predicted model, not a curated record
GUAUGCGACACGUGCUGCAAAAUUAAAGAAGCAAGGUCAAAAUGUACAGACAAAGAAUCCCGUGCAAAAUGUGACGAGAGACGAGAUGAACAUCUUAAACAACAAAAUGCAGAAAGACAGAAGUACUACAAACACAUUUCUAAAGCCAAACAACAGCCAAACAAGUACCUGAGCAUAAUCAUGGACGCCAUGGACCAGGACAAAACAGCACUGCCAAGACUAGCAACGACUCCAAAAACACUUGGUAAUUUGUGGAGGGUUAAAGUUGGCCUUAUGGCAGCAUUGGUCCAUGGCGUCGGCAUUUAUGGUUUCUUCGAUGCUUACCAGUGGGGGCACGGUUCAUCCUAUACUAUCUCGGCCCUGGUCCAUGUGCUGCUGAUGCUAGACUCCCUUCCAGAUGUUCUGUAUCUCCAAUUGGAUAACUGUCCUGGACAAAACAAAAACAGAUUUGUACUGGGAUUUUUGGCAUACCUCAUAGAAGCUGGCGUAUUCAAGAAGGUAAAACUUUCGUUCCUCAUGGUAGGACACACCCACGAGGACAUAGACCAAAUAUUCAGCAGACUGUCAGUAUGGUUAUCAAGAGAAGACGUCUUCACAAUAUCAUCAUUGAUAAAAUGCUUUGAAUCAUGUUCCAGAAAAUCCAACAUUACAGGUAUAUCUCAGACAGUUCUUACCAAAAAAAAAAGAGUCUGUAUUACAGUAGAUUUCUGUAAAAUUUCAUUUUACAUGUUGAAAGAGUUAAAGAAAACAUAA